CAGAGAUCACCUGUGAGGAGAACAAAGACACACACCUGGUGCAAAAACGAUGGAGUACAGAGGCAGCGUGAGACCAUUCGUCAACUUCAACGCCAAACACGAUGCAGAGAUCCUCCAUAAAGCCAUGAAAGGAAUUGGUACGGAUGAAGACACCAUCCUCAUGGUCCUGGCAGCACGCAGCAAUGACCAACGCCAGGAAAUUAAGGCAGCGUACAAAAAGGCCUAUGGAAAGGACUUGGUUAGUGCACUAAAAUCAGAGCUCGGUGGGCUGUUUGAGAGUCUGAUUGUGGCCUUGAUGACCCCGUCUGUCUUGUAUGAUGCCUCUCAACUGCACAAGGCUCUCAAGGGCGCCGGGACUGAUGACGACGUGCUGAUUGAGAUCCUGGCCUCCAGGACUGGCGAACAAAUUAAAGAAAUCACCAAAGUGUACAAGAAAGAGUUUGGCGGCAAGCUGGAGAAAGAUAUCUGCGGUGACACCUCGGGGCACUAUCAGAAACUACUGGUGAUCUUACUCCAGGGGAGCAGGGAGGAAGGAGUAGAUGAGAGCAAGAUCGAGAAAGACGCUAAGGACUUGUAUGCUGCUGGUGAAGGCAAGUUUGGCACAGAUGAGGAGAAAUUCAUCGCAGUUCUUGGAAACAGGAGCUCAGAGCAUCUGAGAAAAGUGUUUGAUGCCUACAAGAAGCUCUCUGGCUGUGAUAUAGAGGACAGCAUUAAAGGAGAGACCUCUGGGAAUUUGGAGGACUUACUUCUAGCUGUUGUGAAAUGUGCCAGGAGUGUCCCACAGUAUUUUGCUGAAGGCCUGUAUAAAUCUAUGAGGCGCGCUGGGACUGAUGACGACACCCUGAUGAGGAUAAUGGUGUCGAGGAGCGAGGUGGACAUGUUGGACAUCAGAGCCAGCUUCAAAAAGAUGUACGGAGAGUCUCUGUACACCACCAUCCAGGAGGACACAGAUGGAGACUACCAGAAGGCUUUACUCUACCUCUGCGGUGGGAAUGAUUAA
Toxotes jaculatrix (banded archerfish) is the source of this 1000-nucleotide messenger RNA. RefSeq names its product annexin A5a (gene anxa5a). Gene Ontology annotation, molecular function: calcium-dependent phospholipid binding; calcium ion binding. Lineage: Eukaryota; Metazoa; Chordata; Actinopteri; Toxotidae. Gene Ontology annotation, biological process: negative regulation of coagulation. Gene Ontology annotation, cellular component: cytoplasm. Bases 50 to 1000 code for a protein of 316 amino acids. The transcript is spliced from 13 exons. The record is from RefSeq and is a predicted model, not a curated record.